Molecule: messenger RNA, 753 nt
Organism: Lichtheimia ornata
Lineage: Eukaryota; Fungi; Mucoromycota; Mucoromycetes; Mucorales; Lichtheimiaceae
Exons: 2
Coding region: 1-753 (250 amino acids)
Source: RefSeq, a predicted model, not a curated record
AUGGCUGAUCAAGACCUUGAACGUUACUUUUCUCAAUCCGAGAAGCAGCUUGAAAUCGACCGUGUACUGCAAUGUUUCAAGCUGGAUCCUUUCUCCAUUCUAGAUCUCCCAUAUGAAAAACCGGAUUCCAAGACUCUUAAGCUGCAGUACCGUAGAAAGAGCCUCAUGAUUCAUCCCGACAAGGUCAAGCACGAUCGCGCAGAAGAAGCUUUCGCCCUAUUGAAGAAAGCUGAAUUGGAGCUUGAAGAUGAAGCGAGAGUCAAACAUUUGCUCAGCAUAGUGGAAGAAGCUAAAGUGGAAGUGCUUAGAGAGAAUGGUUACAAGGUCAAGACACAGGUUGUGGCAACUUCUUUGAACUCGGAUGUGCAAGGAUUAUCAGACGCAGCAGAAGAAAAGAAGGCGGAUAAACCCAACAGCGAGAGAUCAAAAGUAGUGAUUGAGUCUGCCACUUCUGUCAACACCGAACAAUAUCCUUUUCUGAAAACACGCGAGGGACGUGAUGCUGUACGCGCCAAAGUAAAGGAAAUCCUGUUUGAGAUGGAACUACGACGAAGGCGACAAGUCAAAAAAGAGAUGGAAGCUGAAGGGGCGGAAGCGCGCCGUGCGGAGGAGGAGACUCAGCGUCGCAAGCGCAAACAGGAGGAAGCUAAACAGUGGGAAGCUACUCGAGAUCAACGUGUGAAUAGCUGGCGUGAUUUUCAAAGAAAAGGAGGACGCAAAGUAAAAAAAGUCAAACGAUCAGGUCUAGCUUGA